CACUGGUUGCUAUGAAAGAAAAAGGAGAGAUCGACACGGAAAUCCGGACAGAAAGGUUAACGCAGCCGGUUUGUUUUCCUCUUUAGGGUUGCUAUAUUGAUCCCACUCCUGCCUGCUCCCGCUGUCAGACCCGUCCUGAGCCGGUGAGAGUUAGUGUGACCCGGACUGCGGCAGUCCCGCUCUACCCCGGCUCACCCGGCCCUGUCCAUCUGUAAUGAGCGACGGACACAUCACAGCCGAGUGGCCUCGGGAGCCGCAGCUCAGACUCAACUCUCCGUACAGGGUGAGCAAACCGGUGCAGGAACAUUGUCGGUCACCCGGGAUGUUAGACUGAUUUCCCGGGCCCACCCUGAACGCCAUCCGGUUACAACACCAGAGGGCAUUACCAGCAGGUGGAGGCUUCCUGAACCUGGGCCAAAGGGUAAACAAGAAGACGACAAUCAUCAAUCGUCAGUCAGAAUCAGAAUGGACACAGGUGGGAAAUUAAGUCGAGUACGGAAAGUACUCAGGAGGUUUUUACUAUGCGGCUCAUCGAGGGAAGAUGAUCGGGACACGAGAAGCAAGGUCCCACAGCAGGGUCAGAUUGAGAGCAAUGUCCCAAUGGAAUACGGUCCGCCCACCGCAGAGGAGGGAGAGCAAAGUCAGCCCAGAGACGGUGACGUCAGAGACACUGAUCAGGACCCUGGAACCGGUACGAGUGAGGCGACUGUCUGUCAACCCAGAGACAGUGACGUCAGAGACACUGAGCAGGACCCUGGAACCGGCACAAGUGAGGCGACUGUCUGUCAGCCCAGAGACAGUGACGUCAGAGACAUUGUGCAGGACCCUGGAACCGGUACAAGUGAGGUGACUGUCUGUCAGCACGGAGACGGUGACGUCAGAGACACUGAGCAGGACCCUGGAACCGGUACAAGUGAGGUGACUGUCUGUCAGCACGGAGACGGUGACGUCACAGACACUGAUCAGGACCCUGGAACCGGUACAAGUGAGGUGACUGUCUGUCAGCCCAGCGACAGUGACGUCAGAGACAUUGUGCAGGACCCUGGAACCGGUACAAGUGAGGUGACUGUCUGCCAGCCCAGCGACAAUGACGUCAGAGACAUUGUGCAGGACCCUGGAACCGGUACAAGUGAGGUGACUGUCUGCCAGCCCAGCGACAGUGACGUCAGAGACACUGAGCAGGACCCUGGAACCGGCACAAGUGAGGCGACUGUCUGUCAGCACGGAGACGGUGACGUCAGAGACACUGAGCAGGACCCUGGAACCGGUACGAGUGAGGUGACUGUCUGUCAGCCCAGAGACAGUGACGUCAGAGACACUGAUCAGGACCCUGGAACCGGUACAAGUGAGGUGACUGUCUGUCAGCCCAGCGACAAUGACGUCAGAGACAUUGUGCAGGACCCUGGAACCGGUACAAGUGAGGCGACUGUCUGUCAGCCCAGCGACAGUGACGUCAGAGACACUGAGCAGGACCCUGGAACCGGCACAAGUGAGGUGACUGUCUGUCAGCCCAGAGACAGUGACGUCAGAGACACUGAGCAGGACCCUGGAACCGGUACAAGUGGGGCGACUGUCUGUCAGCACGGAGACAGUGACGUCAGAGACACUGAUCAGGACCCUGGAACCGGCACAAGUGAGGCGACUGUCUGUCAGCACGGAGACGGUGACGUCAGAGACACUGAGCAGGACCCUGGAACCGGUACGAGUGAGGUGACUGUCUGUCAGCCCAGAGACAGUGACGUCAGAGACACUGAUCAGGACCCUGGAACCGGUACAAGUGAGGUGACUGUCUGUCAGCCCAGCGACAAUGACGUCAGAGACAUUGUGCAGGACCCUGGAACCGGUACAAGUGAGGCGACUGUCUGUCAGCCCAGCGACAGUGACGUCAGAGACACUGAGCAGGACCCUGGAACCGGCACAAGUGAGGUGACUGUCUGUCAGCCCAGAGACAGUGACGUCAGAGACACUGAGCAGGACCCUGGAACCGGUACAAGUGGGGCGACUGUCUGUCAGCACGGAGACAGUGACGUCAGAGACACUGAUCAGGACCCUGGAACCGGCACAAGUGAGGCGACUGUCUGUCAGCCCAGAGACAGUGACGUCAGAGACACUGAUCAGGACCCUGGAACCGGUACAAGUGAGGUGACUGUCUGUCAGCUCGGAGGCUUAUUGAACACGGAAUUUUCAAGUGCCCAACAAGGAGCAGAACCAGAGUUUACAAUAUCUGUCCUCCUGGCACAGGGGAGUGAAUAUCGACUGUACCAACUGACAAAGUUCUACAGGGACAGACUGGAGCAAGCAAUUGAAGAAAAGGUUGAAAGGCUCGGUUGGAUGUUGACAAAGGGGGGACAUUUCAGUAGAAAAGAAAGUGAGAAUGUCACUGAACUGACUGAGAAGGGAAACCGGACAGAGGGUUCUAGACUCUUCCUCAAUUUGGUGAUGGGCAAAGGCUCCCGGGCCCGAAGGGCGAUGUGGGAAUCCUUUGUGACAUGGAGGGCAGAGUUACCGAAGCUGGACAAAAUGCUGAAGAAAAUACAGGAGCUCGGUCCUGAUCCACAGGAAUGCAUGAACAUCGCCCAAGGGUUAUCUGAAUUACCCACUCAACUGAUCGAUGUCCAACAGAAACACAAGGAGACUCUGCGGGUACAAACUGAAUCACUGAGAGUGAACACGAUCCUGAUGAGGGAGAAGGUGAAGGUUUUCCAGCUGGUUGAUCGAUACGCUGAGCUCACGGUCAUUUCUACUGUUCGAGAUCGGAGACUGGUGGAACAUGAGCUGCUGGCAAGAGGCAGAGACCACGAGGACUGGAGAGAAAAACAUCUUCGCGGAGAGCUGGAAAAACUCCGGACAGAUCAGUUAUUCCAAAGCAGCUUUUCCCGGAGUAGAUCCAAACCUGGGAGUUCGGCAGCAGUGGCCGGAGUCGCGGGGAUCGGGAAAACCACAAUGGUACAAAAGAUUGUUUAUGACUGGGCCGUAGGGAAUAUAUACCAACAAUUCCAGUUUGUCUUCAGUUUCAAAUUCCGGGAUUUAAACUCCAUUAACUGCAGAAUAAACCUGAGGGAACUGAUUCUGGAUCAGUAUCCUUACUUUGGGAUUUUCCUGAGAGAGGUCUGGAAGAACCCAGAGGGAUUGCUGUUUAUAUUCGAUGGUUUGGAUGAAUUCAAACACAACAUCGAUUUUGCUGACAGUCGGAGAGAUACAGAACCCAGGCACCAGUGCCCAGAUCCCGAGUGGUGGUGUGAAGUGUCCGACAUUGUGUACAGUUUAAUCCAGGGCAAGCUGCUCCCAGGGUGUUCAGUGCUGGUGACCACCCGUCCCACUGCGUUACAUUUAUUGGAAAAGGCAGAGAUCAGUAUAUGGGCUGAAAUCCUGGGAUUUUCCGGUGAGGAACGGAAGGAAUAUUUCAUCAGGCAUUUUGAAGAUCAGACGGUGGCAGAAGCUGUUUUCAAACACGUGAAGGAGAACGAGAUCCUGUACACCAUGAGCUACAACCCCUCCUACUGCUGGAUCCUCGCUCUGGCACUGGGCCCCUUCUUCACACAAAGAGUCAGGGAUCCGCAGCGAGUUCCCAAGACCAUCACCCAACUGUACUCCUACUAUAUUUACAACAUCCUGAAAAACCACGGCCGUGAGAUUGAGAACCCCCGUGAUGUGUUACUCAGGGUUGGUCAGAUGGCCUUCAGAGGAGUGUCCGAGAAGAAGGUAGUGCUUACAGAUGGAGAUUUGAUCAAGUACAAUCUGCAGCCUUCCCAGUUCCUGUCCGGGUUCCUGAUGGAGCUUUUGGAGAGAGAGGAUUCUGCCUGGAGCGUAGUAUACACAUUCCCACACCUCACCAUCCAAGAGUUUGUAGCUGCAGUCGCACAAUUCCUGAAUCCACAUCCCGGGGAUAUCCUGAUAUUCCUCACUGAAGCCCACAGCACGACAGAUGGGCGAUUUGAGGUAUUUCUCCGUUUUGUUGCUGGUCUCUCCAACCCAAUGACAGCUCGGGGUCUGGAGGAGUUUCUGGGUCCAUUUCCUCAUCAAACAACCUGCCGCGUGAUUGACUGGGUGAAGGAGGAGGUUAAACGCCAGAGUGGAAACACAUGGAGCGAAGCUGGUAAAAGGAGCCUCCUGAACACAUUGCACUACCUGUUUGAGUCUCAGAAUAGUGGACUGGCUCAGGCCGCACUGGGAUCUGUGGAAACACUUUCAUUCACUAAAAUGACACUGACCCCGAUUGACUGCGCGGUCCUGUCUCAUGUCAUCGGACUCUGUGAUACAAUAAAACACCUCGACCUGGGGAACUGCCACAUUCAGUGUGAAGGAAUCCAGCGGCUGGGACCCGAGCUGUACAAGUGCCGGGAGUUGAGACUGAGUGGUAAUGAACUGGGAGAUUCAGGAGUAAAUUUGGUGUCUGCGGCUCUGAGGAACCCGGAGUGUAAAAUACAGAAACUGGGGCUGUGUGAGGUCGGUCUCACAGAUUCUGGUGCCGAGGAUCUCGUCUCCGCUCUCAGUACAAACCCAUCACUGACGGAGCUGGACCUGAGUAUUAAUGAACUGGGAGAUUCAGGAGUGAAACUGGUGUCUGUGGCUCUGGGGAACCCGGAGUGUAAAAUACAGAAACUGGGGCUGCGGGAGGUCGGUCUCACAGAUUCUGGUGCCGAGGAUCUCGUCUCCGCUCUCAGUACAAACCCAUCACUGACGGAGCUGGACCUGAGUAUUAAUGAACUGGGAGAUUCAGGAGUGAAACUGGUGUCUGCGGCUCUGAAGAACCCGGAGUGUAAAAUACAGAGACUGCGGCUGCGGGAGGUCGGUCUCACAGAUUCUGGUGCCGAGGAUCUCGUCUCCGCUCUCAGUACAAAAUCAUCACUGACGGAGCUGAACCUGGGAUUUAACUCGCUGACAGACCGAUCUGUCCCCGCUCUCCGCCGUCUCAUACUGACCCUCCCGAGACUGGAGCGGAUCGGGUUGGAUGACAAUCAGUUCAGUCGGACCGGGAGGAAUGAACUGAGAUCUCUGCAGGAACCCAGACCCGGACUGACAGUGUCCGUGUGCACAGCCCGCCCGCGGGAUGCCGACAUUUUGGCCGAUUCCCCGCCCUCCCCUUUAACUCCCGCCCUUACCUUUAAUGGCCGCGCGCCAGGUUUAAUUCCCACGUUCGCUGUUCUCCCGUAGUGACGUAUUUCCACCUCCUGUCCAGCGGCGCAGCUUCCGCCGGAUGUGCGGGUUCGAGACCCCGGGGAAUGACACGGACAGGAAGAGCCCGGGGGCCGGGGCUCAGCCUGGGACACCGGUGUCCCGGGCUGGGAUUAUCCCGGGAGUACGUAAUGCUGGCUGGCCUGCUGCGUUCACGGGCAACUUUUACGUUUGAUGCCGGGGAAUUACACAGACAGGAAGGGCCCGAUGAUGGCGGGUUUUUUUUCUGAGACACGGGUGACUCCUGACCGGCGUGGAUAACUUCACUCACAUCAUCUCUGAACUGAUUCCACAACCUACGGACUCACGUUCAAAUAAUUUACAACUCGUGUCAGUAUUAUUUAAUAUUUUAUUUGCACAAAUUUCCUUUCCUUUGCACGUUGCUUGUUGGUUAGACUUUGUUUUUGUAUAGUUUUUUCAUAAAUUCUGCUAUAUUGAUUUAUUGUCCUGUAAAUGACUGCAAUGAAAUGAAUCUUAGUGUAGUAUAUGGUGACAAAUAAGAACUUUGAUAAUAAAGAACACGCAUCAAAGUUGCUGGUGAACGCAGCAGGCCAA
This is a messenger RNA of Mobula hypostoma (lesser devil ray), 5730 nucleotides long. Its product is annotated as NACHT, LRR and PYD domains-containing protein 3-like. The record is from RefSeq and is a predicted model, not a curated record. The transcript is spliced from 12 exons. The coding region runs from base 466 to 5154 and encodes 1562 amino acids. NCBI's taxonomy places the organism in Eukaryota, Metazoa, Chordata, Chondrichthyes, Myliobatiformes, Myliobatidae. Gene Ontology annotation, cellular component: cytoplasm. Gene Ontology annotation, molecular function: protein binding.